Ramularia collo-cygni is the source of this 432-nucleotide messenger RNA. RefSeq names its product probable spliceosomal U5 snRNP-specific 15 kDa protein. NCBI's taxonomy places the organism in Eukaryota, Fungi, Ascomycota, Dothideomycetes, Mycosphaerellales, Mycosphaerellaceae. Gene Ontology annotation, biological process: mRNA splicing, via spliceosome. The record is from RefSeq and is a predicted model, not a curated record. Gene Ontology annotation, cellular component: U5 snRNP; spliceosomal complex; U4/U6 x U5 tri-snRNP complex. The coding region runs from base 1 to 432 and encodes 143 amino acids. The transcript has a single exon.
AUGGGUUCCGUCGUCAUCCCCCACCUUCCCACCGCAUGGCACGUAGACCAAGCCAUCAUGUCAGAAGAAGACCGCCUCGUAGUGAUCCGCUUCGGCCGCGACUGGGAUCCCGACUGCAUGCGACAAGACGAAGUCCUCUACAAAAUCGCCGACCGCGUCAAGAAUUUCGCCGUCAUCUAUCUCUGCGACUUGGAUCAAGUCCCCGAUUUCAAGCAAAUGUACGAACUCUACGACACGUGCACCAUCAUGUUCUUCUUUCGCAAUAAACACAUGAUGUGUGAUUUCGGAACGGGGAAUAAUAAUAAGCUGAAUUGGGUGUUGGAGGAUAAGCAGGAGAUUAUUGAUAUCUUGGAGACGGUGUACAAGGGUGCGAAGAAGGGGAGGGGUUUGGUUGUGAGUCCUAAGGAUUAUAGUACGAGGUAUCGGUACUGA